This is a messenger RNA of Colletotrichum graminicola M1.001, 1353 nucleotides long. RefSeq names its product major facilitator superfamily transporter. Lineage: Eukaryota; Fungi; Ascomycota; Sordariomycetes; Glomerellales; Glomerellaceae. Gene Ontology annotation, molecular function: transmembrane transporter activity. The transcript has 4 exons. Gene Ontology annotation, cellular component: fungal-type vacuole membrane. Bases 1 to 1353 code for a protein of 450 amino acids. The record is from RefSeq and is a predicted model, not a curated record. Gene Ontology annotation, biological process: transmembrane transport.
AUGGCGACGGUAAAGAACCAAGACAGUAAUUCCGGCGGUGUGUCGCAGAUCAUCAUGCCAUUAGAUGCGACGAAAGGCCGCACAACGCCGCCGCCAGGUGACGAUAAGUCGUUACAAGGCGUUUCCGAGGAGUUGCCCAUGGACCAAGGUGUCGUCGCAUGGCUUCAGGUCCUGGGAAGCUGGAUCCUCUUCGCCAACACAUGGGGUCUACCCAACUCCUUCGGCGUAUUCCAAGCUUACUACUCCAACGAGCUCCUGCGAGACACGAGUCCCUCGACCAUUGCCUGGAUUGGCUCCACCCAGAUCUUUCUGAUGAUGCUCAUCGGUGUGUGCGCCGGCUGGCUUCUCGACGCGGGCUACCUCCGCUUCAUCCUCAUCUGCGGUACCACCAUGACCUCCUUGGGCCUCUUCACGCUCAGCAUGUGCACGCAAUACUGGCAGAUUCUUCUUGCGCAGGCCUUUUGCGUCGGCGUUGGCAGCGGCUUGCUGGGGUUGACGUCCGUUGCUGUGAUCCCCCUGUACUUCCGGCGGAGGAGGAUGAUCGCGACUGGCAUUGCUGCCACGGGGAGCAGCUUGGCGGGUAUCGUGUACCCCAUUCUGGCGAGGCACCUCAUCGCCUCCAUCGGCUUUCCGUGGGCCAUGAGGGUGUUUGCCUUCAUCGUGACGGGGAGUCUGUUGGUGUGCAUCGCCAUCAUGCGUCUCCGGCCAAAUCACAAGCGCCGUGGAGCCCUCUUCCGCCUCAAGCACUUCCAGGACAUUCCCUACGUUGCCUUUUGCAUCGCCAUGGCGUUGAUGAUCGGCUCCGUAUACGUGCCUUUCUUCUAUGUAGACGCGUACGCCCUUCGUCUAGGUGUCGACCCGGACGCCUCUUUCUACCUCCUCAGCGUCAUGAACGCUGCAAGCCUCUUCGGCCGUCUGGCCCCGAACUGGCUUGCCGACAAGUACGGCGGCAUGACCAUCAUGCUGCCCGGCUGCAUCGGCUGCGCCAUCGUGCUUUUCCUCUCCCGUUUCGCGCACGACCUGCCGGGACUCAUCGUCAUCUCCAUCGUUUACGGGUUCAUCUCGGGAGGCAUGAUCUCGCUGCCGCCGGCCACGAUCGCGAACCUGACGGACGACUUGUCCGAGUACGGGACGAGGAUGGGCAUGGGAUACACGAUUGCUAGCUUCGGCGCGUUGGUGGGGAACCCGAUCGGAGGCGCAGCGCAGAGGCCGCAGGGAGACGGGACGGCGGAAGUCCAGAGGGAGUUCCAGGGGACAUGGAUCUUUGGUGGAGGAGUCAUGCUCGCGGCUGCUAUCUCGAUGGUCGUCUCCAAGUACUUGAGGGUUGGGUCGGUCUGGAGAGGGAAGUGUUAA